Messenger RNA from Sinocyclocheilus rhinocerous, 750 nucleotides. Its product is annotated as inositol polyphosphate 5-phosphatase K-like. The transcript is spliced from 5 exons. The record is from RefSeq and is a predicted model, not a curated record. Gene Ontology annotation, biological process: negative regulation of phosphatidylinositol 3-kinase/protein kinase B signal transduction; negative regulation of peptidyl-serine phosphorylation; phosphatidylinositol dephosphorylation. Lineage: Eukaryota; Metazoa; Chordata; Actinopteri; Cypriniformes; Cyprinidae. Gene Ontology annotation, cellular component: ruffle; plasma membrane; cytoplasm. The annotation marks the transcript as partial. Gene Ontology annotation, molecular function: phosphatidylinositol-4,5-bisphosphate 5-phosphatase activity; phosphatidylinositol-3,4,5-trisphosphate 5-phosphatase activity; inositol bisphosphate phosphatase activity.
UUGGCUAGUGGAAAAAAACGCAAGCCUGCGUGGUGUGACAGGAUUCUCUGGAGAGUGAAGCCCAAGUCCUCACUGUCAGAGGACGCUAAUGAAGAUGGUCAAAAUCAAGAGGAUCCAAAGAAACAACUGGAGGAGCAACAUAAAGACGAGUUCCCUCUAAAACUGAGCCAGGAGUUUUACACAAGUAAACUGGAGUACGGCAUCAGCGACCAUAAGCCCGUCAUCGGCAUCUUCCGCUUGGAGUUGAGAAAGAUAUACGAAACGCCAUUGGUGCAGGUGUGCGCUGAGGGAGAAUGGAGUGCCGACUUUGACGCCCUCAUAGCCUACAGCCUUCUCCAGUCCUUUCCCUCCAGUGCCUGGGACUGGAUCGGUUUAUAUAAGGUUGGUUUUAAAAGCGUUUCAGACUAUAUCACGUACACCUGGGUGAAGGAUGACCAGGUGUCUUUCACUGAUGAGCUCUUUCAAGUUUAUGUGAACAAAGAUGAAAUUCCUGCUCUUGGGGGAGAAUGUGUGCUGUGCUAUUACAGCAGCAACUUGCAGUGCAUUGUGGGUAUUAGUCAACCUUUUAAGGUGCAGGAAUCCAGAGCGGCGAUUGAAGAGGGUUUAGUGCCUGAAAAUAUCAACGGACUAGAUGAAACAGUAGCCAGUUAAGACCAGGUUUAAAGUGCACGUUGGUUUAUACGCUGUCAUAUGCAGCUCAGAUGUCAAACCAAACAUACCUGCGAAUUCAAGCAAGUGCAAUUUUAAUCC